Siniperca chuatsi (mandarin fish) is the source of this 3773-nucleotide messenger RNA. It is a transcript of the gene pip4k2ca, whose product is annotated as phosphatidylinositol-5-phosphate 4-kinase, type II, gamma a. Gene Ontology annotation, molecular function: phosphatidylinositol kinase activity. The coding region runs from base 334 to 1587 and encodes 417 amino acids. Lineage: Eukaryota; Metazoa; Chordata; Actinopteri; Centrarchiformes; Sinipercidae. The record is from RefSeq and is a predicted model, not a curated record. The transcript is spliced from 10 exons. Gene Ontology annotation, biological process: phosphatidylinositol metabolic process.
CACCACGUGGUUGAUAAUAACAAGGGUGGGCUCGAGGGGGCGGUGGUGGACUGUCAACGAUUAUUUAGAAAUAUGUGGCUACGCAUGGAUGAAGUUAAGUAAUGAUUCAUCUCUCAGGCUUAAACGUUAAAUUGUGUUUUAGAAAAAACAGCGUCAGUAUAACACAACCGUAGCUCGACGGGUGAGCUGUGGUUGUCGUCGCUGUGUCGGUGCGAGAGACCCGGAGAGGAGCGGUUAAAGAAACGUUAGCUAGUUUAGCUUAGUAACGGUAGCCAUCAGGAAGAAGUGUCACCGCCUGGUCUGAACAGGAACCAGGAGAGCCAGUCUUUGACCAUGGCUGCCCUCGGUAACUCGGGGGCCACUUCCAGUCCCAUGGUGAUCCUGGCGCCCAAGACCAAAACGAAAAAGAAACAUUUCGUACAGCAGAAGGUGAAGGUGUUUCGAGCCAGCGACCCCGUCCUGAGCGUCUUCAUGUGGGGCGUGAAUCACUCGAUCAAUGACCUCAACCAGGUGCCUGUUCCUGUCAUGCUGCUGCCUGAUGACUUUAAAGCCAACACCAAGAUCAAAGUCAACAACCACCUCUUCAACAAAGAAAAUCUCCCAGGACAUUUCAAGUUCAAAGAAUACUGUCCUCAGGUCUUCCGAAAUCUAAGGGAAAGGUUUGGUAUUGAGGAUCUGGACUAUCAGGUUUCGUUGACCCGCAGCCCCCCGAUGAGGAGUGUAGACGACCAGGGAGAGGGUCUGCUCCUCAACUCCUAUGACCGUACGCUGGUCAUCAAGCAAAUCUCCAGUGAGGAUGUUGCAGACAUGCACAGCAUCCUGUCUGAGUAUCACCAGCACAUAGUAAAGUGUCACGGUAGCACCCUGCUGCCACAGUUCCUGGGUAUGUACCGGGUGAGCGUGGACAACGAGGAGACCUACCUGAUCGUCAUGAGGAACAUGUUCAGCCACAGACUGGUUGUACACAGGAAGUACGACCUGAAGGGCUCUCUGGUGGCUCGUGAAGCAAGUGACAAAGAAAGGGGAAAAGAGCUUCCCACCUUCAAGGACAUGGACUUCAGGAACAACAUGCAGAAGGUGUAUGUAACCGAGGAGCAGAAGGAGAAGCUCAUGGAGAAACUCAACAGAGACGUGGAGUUUCUGGUGAAGCUGAAGAUCAUGGACUACAGCCUGCUGCUCGGUAUCCACGAUGUGGGUCGAGCUGAACGGGAGGAGGAGGAGGGCGAGGAGGUUUCCAAUGAGGAAGAACCGGAGGCGGAGAACGGCCUGGCACCUGGCCCUAUGGUGGGCUCUUAUGGCACCUCUCCAGAGGGAAUCGCUGGUUACAUGUCCGCCUGCAAACCUCUGGGGCCCGGGGAGUUCAACCCCUAUGUGGAUGUGUACGCAGUCGGGAGCUGCACAGGAGCCCCUCAGAGGGAGGUCUAUUUCAUGGGCCUGAUUGACGUACUUACUCAGUACGACACCAAGAAGAAAGCCGCUCAUGCAGCAAAAACUGUCAAACAUGGGGCUGGUGCUGAAAUCUCCACAGUCCACCCCGAGCAGUACGCCAAACGAUUUCGUGACUUCAUCUCAAACAUUUUUGCGUAACACUCAGCAACGAACACUGCCAUACGUCAAUCCAACUGAGAGCUAAAAGUCUAUUUUACCAUUGACCAAAAAUAGUAUACAGAUCAUUAUUUAAAAUGUGGUGAUCUGAGGCGAGACUACUUAUGUUGUAGCAAUAUAAUGUACUACUUCUGAUGCAUAUAUUUAUUUUUAAGAGUUAAGAUGCAUUUCUUAUAGAUAUUAAACACUGUUAAUGGAAUAACUCUGGAGCAGUAGGGUGCAUGGAAACAAACUGCUGUUGAUCAGUGUUCAAAGUGUUAGACCACUUUAGUUCAAGAUCAAACAUUUUGCAAUUUUUUUUUUUUUUUGCUUUUUAAAGCAGUCACUUCUGUCUAGUUUCCCAGGCAUGAACUUAACUUAAAGGAAGAGUUUGAAAUUUUGGGCAGUGAAGUUAGAUGAGAAUAUUCAUUCCCUGUGGAGUUUGUGACCUCUAGUAGUGCUAUGGAGUAAUUUUUAAAAAAAAUUUUUUGAGUUGGUCCCCGUUUUGUUUGUCUUGUGCAUGAGGAUGCAUGUGCACAAGCACGUGUAUGCAGAUGACGCGAUACACAGUCCUGCCAGUGGUGUCACACUAUGCAAAGAUGUGCAGCAAUGUGCCGGCAAAGGCAGUGAAGAAGAAGAAGACUGCACGCUAGUAAACAUGGAUGUAAACGAUGCUGGAUUUAAAAUACUUAAAAGUAGAUCAUACAUUUCCGUUUCAUUAAAAAGGAAAUGUACUCAACACGUUUGUUAGAGCUCAAGGAUACAUACAGUGUGUUUUUGGUCAAUAACACUGAAUGCAAACAUAACUUUUGUUUGUUUACAAGAAAACUCCACAGAGCAUCUUUAAAUAUGAAGCUAUAGGAGGACCAGGAGACGGUUAGCUUACGUUAGCAUAGGUUAGCAUAGAUACAGGAAACAGCUAGCCUGGCUCUGUCCAAAGGUAAUAAAAUCCACCUGCCAGCGCCUCUAAAGACAAUAAUUUGUGGUUUAUGAGAGGUUGUGUGCACAGCUUGUCGUUUUUACAUUUUGGUUUUUGUACAAAUUAAAAUUACAUAUGUUAAUUACUGAGCUUUAGAGGUGCUGGUUGGUGGAUUUUGUCACCUUAGGUCAGAGACAGGCUAGCUGUUUCCCCAUUUCUAGUCUUUAUUCAAAGCUAAGCUAACUGGCUGUAGCCUUGUAUUGGUAUCAAUCUUCUCAUCUAACUCUCAGUAAGAAAGCAAAUAAGAGUAGUUCCCAAAAUGUCAAAGUAUUCCUUAAAUCCUAGAAUAAUCUUUAAUGGAGAUGGGUAUUAAAAAAAUAAUGGUAGUCUAGACUCUACACUUGAGAUGAUAUUAUUUAUAGAAGCAGGCCAUUUGAAUGUUUAGAGUGCCAAAUGUGUGGGAUCAAAGCUUUAUUCUAGCAGGAUUUGCACUUUGCAUACAAUAAAUCAACUCUGCUGUGACAGAGCAGUUAAAUGAAGCACAGUUUGAAUGGAUCAAAUACUGUUUGCCACCAAAGUCUCUACUAAAUUUCAAAGAAAAUGUACCGAACAGCCUUGUCAAUUGAAUUGGUAAAUGUGUGGUAUUUAAAUAGAAAGCAUAUCAUAUUUAGCCUGUAAACAUUUUUGGCAGCCCUGCAUCUCUUAGCUACCACAGCCUGUUAAGGGAAUGUGGGGUGGUUGACCUUGGAGCAUUUCCUUUACCCACAGAGCUGGGCCUGUGUUAAUUAAGUGCAAAUUUUAGGAUCAGUCCUGACUUUUUAAUGAAAAACGUCACACGUGUCGAUGUGUAAUUCGACAUCAAAACACUUCAUGAAAAUGAGCCCAUCCAUCAUUAUUCUGGACAGACUCCUUUUUGAACAUGGUGUAGUGUUUUGUGCAUUAAAAUGGCAAAUGUGCGCUAUGUGAAUCAUUGUGAUAGGAUAAGGUUUAAAUUUUAAAUAAAAAAAUAAAUAGCAAUAGCACUAGGAACUAUUGUCUGUGUAUUGUAAUGCCAUUUGACAUUUAGUGUUAACCAGGGUACUCAUUGUUGACAGUAACACUACAUUACAGUAGCUUAUGCAGUUAACCUGUGAUAUGAUGCAGCAUUCCUAAACACCGGCAAGGCAGCGUAGAUACAGUACACUCUGUAUGAUGCCUCAUCUACCCGAUGAUUGCACAUGUUUGUAUUUUUGCAAAUCAGCUUUUGGACCAAAAUAUAUUUUACAAAGAA